AUGUCAUUGAAGGUGUUAGCGCAGUCGGUGAAUUUUUCGGAGCUGUUGAACGGAUGUAAUACUGAGUAUGGCAAGGAGUUGCUAGCGUUGUUUCGGGACUUGCAGAAUCCGUGGCCUCGGGGAAAGAAGUUGAAGUUUGAUGCGUCUUUCGCAAGUUUAUUACGACCAGCGCGUUUGUCGCGUCCGUCGAUUGAGAAUUUGUCGUUGAAUAUUUCGGAGCAGUUAAUUGUAUGGACGUUGAUUCACACGGAGUCGCAAUACGUGCGACUUUGCAUUUUACGUUGGUGUGUUAUUGUGGCCUCCGCGCGUCUGGCCUGCCGACAUUUAAACGGCGCAGAAGUCUUUGGGCGUGUCAUCCGUGACAACCUGUGCGUUGUGCGAAAGAUUGUUCGCGGCAGUGGCGCGUUUGGUUGCCUCUGCGCGCACGAAGACACACCAUCCGACACGGCACCUGGCGCGAGGGAGUUAUGGGGAAAGACUCGCGCGGGAGAUGAAGACGAAGGGGAGCUACUAAAGACCGACCCAGAAUAUGGACGGCAACCCGAAGGGGGUGGGGUGAAAAUUGAGCCUCGGACGAAGGCGGGGACGAAGGCGGAAACGAAGGGAAUUAUUAGACUGUCUCCACCGGGAAGACUGCGGUUCGAAGUCUGUCCAUGGGAAGUGGAGUUAUCUUCGCGAGCAAUGAGUACAGCGACGAGUACAUUAUGUGAAGAGGAUCAGAUGACGGUGGGGACGAUUACGGGGAGGGAGCGUCUGAUACCACGGUGGGUGGAAGCGUCGACUGUGUCAGAACCAGCGCCAGUGGCAAUGUCGCCUGAAGAGAUGUUGCGAGUAUUGGAAUUGCAAAUGGCAGAGUUGAACAUCAACUUUUGUGACCACUUGUACGCAAGUGUGCAACGUUCUGUGGGCUGGUCUAUUACGACCUUGCCUCUUUUCUACGAAGCGGCGGCGGUUUGGCAUGAACUGGCUGCGCCGGUUCCUGGACGAGUUUCUCGUGUACUGCUGUGCGCGCAUACACGUGCUGUGCGCGCGUGUUCCGCGGACGCAGCACAUGGUAGCACUCGCGAGGCCUCCCGCGCACGGGUCCUGCGGCGCACGGCGGCCCUCCUAAGACGAGCGGCGCCACAACUUGACCGCGAGACCGCGCUGGCGCCGGCCGAACGCUUCCGCGAACUCUGGCAACCGGGGCGACGCGUCACUCUGCGCGACGCACUCGCAACCGAACGACAGCCACGCGCGCGAGCCGCGAGUGACGGCACGUCACUGGACGCCUUCACGGUGUGUGCGUCGGAGGCGGCUGCGUUGGUACGGGAGUUGCGACUGGCUCUGACGAACCUGGUGGGCGGGGCGUCGCUCUUUCUGCAGGCAUGGGUGGAUGUGACGGCAGUGGACACCGUGGAGGCGGUGGACACCACAUUGUCUGAGGACUUGGUCUGGCUGCGUCAGCGUUGGCAGGCACUGCCGGAAAUCAUAGAGAUCUUCACACACAUCGACCACAUCCAUGGGUGCACUAAACUCGCCGCUCAUGUAAACCAAACAGUCAACAGUGAACCUAACUCCGACCGCUGCUACCACUGGUUGGUCUCAGUCCUCAGCAUUUUGGCUCAAGACUCUGGCACUGAAAAAAAGACUGAAAGAAUCAAAGGUAUGGCUGCCGUCAUAUCUGGUACCACUGACCUUCAACAAAACAGGUCCAUCUACUGGCUUAAUAUACACCCACUAGUCAAACACGUCAUCGAACCUAAUAGAGCGGAUUGGCGACAGGUACCAAGUAUCCCGUUUGUGAUUGACUCACAACACUUGGCGGUUUACCAUCAGAUCAUGACUUCAUUGGUGAUGGAGUACGAUGUGGGGCCACCUGAGUUCUGUGAGGCGUAUGUAACAUGUGUGCUGAAUUCGUCAUUGAAUACAAAGCAGGUCUUGGAUAAGAUGCAGGUCUAUCGCAGUCGACUUUUUAUGCUCUGGGAGGAGUUCAAGGAGUACACUUUCUUUCAUGAGUCAUGUCGUCUCACACCCCAGAUGCUUCAGUUUCGCGCACCCUACUUUGUACGUGAGUUCCUUGACAUGUGUCCAGAAGACUUCCUCACCCGUCCUAUAGACCAACUACAAGACCAACUACAACCACAAGACCAACCACAAGACACUGCCUCGCGUGAAUUGUUUUACAAAGGGAUAACGCACAUCGUGCGCAACAAAGCUUUCUCACAGGAACUCUACAAACGACUGUUUCGGUCAGAUCUUAUGACCUCCCACCCACCCCGACGGUCACUGGCGCCGGCACCGACGAAGACCCGUUAA
Messenger RNA from Gregarina niphandrodes, 2298 nucleotides. RefSeq lists its product as hypothetical. The coding region runs from base 1 to 2298 and encodes 765 amino acids. NCBI's taxonomy places the organism in Eukaryota, Apicomplexa, Conoidasida, Eugregarinorida, Gregarinidae. The transcript has 3 exons. The record is from RefSeq and is a predicted model, not a curated record.